Messenger RNA from Rhineura floridana, 9142 nucleotides. It is a transcript of the gene PIGO, whose product is annotated as phosphatidylinositol glycan anchor biosynthesis class O. Gene Ontology annotation, cellular component: endoplasmic reticulum membrane. Gene Ontology annotation, biological process: GPI anchor biosynthetic process. Lineage: Eukaryota; Metazoa; Chordata; Lepidosauria; Squamata; Rhineuridae. The transcript has 11 exons. Gene Ontology annotation, molecular function: mannose-ethanolamine phosphotransferase activity. The record is from RefSeq and is a predicted model, not a curated record. Bases 106 to 3303 code for a protein of 1065 amino acids.
CCUCCGCUUCCGCUCUGUCCCUCCUCCCGUCGCGUUCCUUUUCCCGGAAGCGAAGUGAAAGGGCUGCUCCUGGAGCCCUCCGCUGCACGCGGCCCCCCCUCCAGGAUGCAGAGAGCGCCGGUGCUGCUGUUCCUCGCUUGGGUUUGCUUCCUCUUCUUCGCAGCCAUUGGACUCUUCACCAGCGGCUUCCUUCUCAUGCGCGUGGAGCUGGCCAACCGCAGCAGCUGCCAGGACCCACCGCUGGCCAGCCCCCUGGAAGGGACUGGGGCACCUCUCCGCUCCUGCUGGCUGCCCCGGCGCUUCCCCAAGGCUGUGCUCGUCAUCAUUGAUGCCCUCAAGUUUGAGUUUGCCCAGUAUGAUUCCUCCAGGCAGGAGCCGCGGCCUUAUGAGAACAAACUGGGGGCCCUGCACCAGCUGAUCAGCCUGCAGCCUCAACAUGCCCGCCUGUACCGCUUCCGGGCCGACCCACCCACCACCACUAUGCAGCGCAUCAAGGGCAUCACCACUGGCUCCCUGCCCACCUUCAUCGAUGCGGGCAGCAACUUUGCCUCUUAUGCCAUCCAGGAGGACAACUUGAUCUGGCAGCUAGCGCAGAACGGAAAAAGAGUGGUCUUCAUGGGGGAUGACACCUGGGACGGGCUCUUCCCCCGUGCUUUCUUCCGCUCGUACUUUUUCCCUUCAUUCAAUGUGAAGGAUCUUCACACUGUGGAUGAUGGGAUCCUGCAACAUUUGUACCAGACAGUGGAUGGUGGUGAAUGGGAGCUGCUGAUUGCCCACUUCUUGGGCGUGGAUCACUGUGGCCAUAAACAUGGGCCAGACCACCCUGAGAUGGCCAAGAAGCUCUCGCAGAUGGAUGAAAUGCUCAGGUCACUGGUUGACCACCUGGCGAAUGACACGCUGCUCCUGGUAGCAGGGGACCACGGCAUGACGGGCACUGGGGACCAUGGAGGAGACAGCGAAGAGGAGGUGAACGCAGCCCUCUUUGUGUAUAGCAAAGCUCCACUGUUCCAGAGCGACCCGCCUAAGGCACCCGAGACGGUCCCCCAGGUGAACCUGGUUCCUACGCUGGCCCUCCUGCUGGGUGUCCCAGUGCCGUACAGCAACAUUGGGGAGGUGAUGGCGGAGCUUUUCGCAGUCGCGGAUGAUGCCAUCUCCUCGGCCCUUGCCCAGCUUGCUGCGUACAGCAUCAAUGCCAGGCAGGUCAGCCGCUUCCUGCACUCCUACUCGCUGGCCGCUCAAGAUAUCUCGGCGGAGAAGCUGCAGCAUCUCCAAGACCUCUUUUCUGCCGCCCUGGAGGAGCACGAGUGGCUCUCUGCCGGGGCCAGAUCUCCUGCGCUGCCCCAGCUGGAGCAUCUGCAAAGCCUCUUCAGGCGCUACCUGUGGGAGGCCCGGGCCGUGUGUGCUGCAUCCUGGGCCCGCUUCCACCUGCCCCGCAUGCUGGCUGGCUGUGCCCUCUUGGCUUCUGCCUGCGUCCUCUGCUACGUCGCCUCCCACGUGGCCUCUGGCGUGGACUUCCCCUAUGGCCGCCUCCUCCUCUGCCCUGUGCUUUCGGGCUUGGCGGGGGCCGCCCUGCUGGGACUGGCUCACCUCUGUGGUUGGGCUGGCACAGACCCGGCCUUGCUCUCUGCCUGGGGGGCAGCAGCAUCCCAGCUUGGGUUUUUCUGGCUCUGGUGGACACGGCGGUCCCGGCGGUCCCACGCUGGCAGUGCCCGCCCCCCCUCUGGAGACGCCGGCCUGAGGCAGAGACUGUGGGCGGCCCUUCCUUGGGGCAUCCUGUUGGCACGCUGCAGCGCCAUGCUCUCUGACAGCUUUGUGGUGGCGGAGGCCCGGGUGGCCCCCUUCCUCCUCCUCUCCCUGGUGCUGCUGCUGGGGCUGCAGCUGCACUGGGAAGGCAGGCUGGAAGGCUCCCCGUUCCCCGUGCGGCUGCUGGGGCUGCUUGGCGGCCUCCUCGCUUGCGUGCGCCUCUCGGGACUUUUCCAGCAGUGCCGCGAGGAGACCCCCUGCUGCCGCUCCUCCCCGCUCCUUGCCCCGCUCUCCAGCCUGCCAGACCCACAGGCCAAGAACUUCUACUACGUCCUUUGCUUGGCUGUGCUGGCCUGCCUGGCCUGGGGCGUACGCUGCUGGCUGUCCCACUACGGCAACCUGAACAGCCCCGGUGCCCCAGUGCUCUUUGUGCGCUGGGGGUUCCCUCUGCUGGCCGUCUGCAUUGGGGGCUACUGGGCCAUCACCUCUGGGGCCGAGGAGGCCCUGGUCAAGCUGCAUGAGUGGGUCCGGCUGGCUCUGGCGGCCUUCCCACGAGGGAUCUUUGGCUUGGUGCUGAUGGGGCUCCUCUUGGUCCUCUGGGACCCCGUGACGGUCUUUGUGAGGGACAGCCGGGAGCCCCAGGUGAUGGGGGCCCCCGUAGUUUCCCCCAGUUCCCAAGCGGAGCUCCUGCACGUCAUCCCCCAGCUCUAUCGCCGGAUGCAGCAGUCCCUGAAGAGCCGCCUGGAGGAGGCCAAGGCCGGCGGCAGCGCCACGGUGGCAGCCUAUGGACUGGGCAGCGUCUACUCGGCCGCCCUGCUCAUCUCUCUGGCCCUGCUGGGCUUCCUCUUGGUGACGCUGCACAGCGAGCGGCUCAGCCUGGCCUUCUUGCUGCUCUCACUCGAGGCGUUUGUGCUGCUGAGGAUGCAUGCCUGUGCCCUGGCACUCUCCUCCUCGCAGGCCGAUCCCUUCGUGGUGCCCUGGUAUGCCAUUAUUGCCUGGGCUUUUGCUGCCACCCAGUUCUUCUAUGCCACGGGCCACCAGCCUGUCUUCCCAGCCAUCCACUGGAAUGCAGCCUUUGUCGGGUUCCAAGAGGGGCACGAAACCAACCUGCUGCCAGCCCUCCUAGUUGGGGCCAACACCUUUGCCUCCCACAUCCUCUUUGCAGCUGGCUGCCCUUUGCUCCUACUCUGGCCCUUUGUCUGUGAAAUGCCCCCCACCCCCAAGAGCAAGAAGCCAAAGGUGGACCCUCACGACAGGGAAGAGCAGAUGAUGGAGAUGAGGCUCCGGGAAGCUCCAGAGAGGUUUUCAGCUGCCCUUCUGCAGCUGGGGCUCAAGUACCUGCUUAUUCUGGGGCUUCAGAUGCUGGCCUGUGUCCUGGCAGCCAUUGUCCUCAGAAGGCAUCUUAUGGUAUGGAAGGUGUUUGCCCCUAAGUUCCUCUUUGAGGCAGUGAGUUUUGUGGUGAGCAGUGUCUUUCUCCUGCUGGGCAUCGGCCUGGUGAUGCGUGUGGACUGUGCUGUCAGCCUGUGGUUCAAGCAGGUCAUUCUUGCUCAGUCCAGGUAGCAGAAGAGGAAGGAGGACUCUGGCAAGGAGCACCACUUGGGCUGCGGGGGCUUCGAGCGGCUUUGGUGUUGCCAACAACAGGCACUCACUGGCUGAGUUGUCGUUAUAAUCUUGGGCCAUAUUUACAUCCUUCUUGCUGGGCUUGGAGCUCACAUCACUGUCAAUGAGAGCAGAGGAGAGGCUGAGGCUUCAGCUGGGCAGCGGUUGCUGUGUCUUUUGUUUUGCACAGUGAGUCUUCACGCGCUCCAGAGAGAUGUUGUGGCCAGCCAGUGAAUCACUGCAAAUUGGCCCUUUUGGUCUCUUUGCCAAGCAGGAGUCUUGCCUGAGGGUGGCUAAGAAAUGCAGGGGCUCGCUCUUGUUUCCAAAGAGGACGUGAGGGGCAUAUGUGGCAGUGAGCCAGAUCCUUCGACGACUUCCUUGCUCUCCUUUGUCCUUCUCUCCUUCAGGAGCCUGGAGGUUUGAACAGCAGCCUGUGGAAGAUGCUGCAGGUGCAUGUUUGGAAUGGCCAAAAGGGGAACCUGUGCCCAGAGGUGAGGCUGUGAAGAGGAGAGACCAGAUUCUAGACCAGGAAUGCCCUCUCUGAGGAGGCAGCUGAUGGAUUCUUCAGUAACCAGAGCAUGGUCUGCUCCUUGACGGCUAAAUGCUGCUGCUGCUGCCGCCGCCACCACCACCUGUGACUGAUGACUGCCUGCACCUUUGGAAAGGGGUGUUUGACCCAUAGAUCUUGUCCAAAGCCCUGAUGGGCAGAAGCUCUGUCUGGGGUCCAGUGUUCCUGCCAUCACAUCUGAGUUUCAACAUUGCCAAAGAACCUCAACUUUUUGGUGCUGAAGUCUGAGUUGAAAUAGAACAGAGACUCAGUUUAAUUUUGAGUUUCAGAUUUCUGGGUUUGGCUUUUUGAAAUAAAAAAAUGGCAAUUUCGAUUUCCCAUGAUGUGAAAGCGUAGCUUAGAUGUUGCUCCAGCAAGGGUUGAGAGAGCAGAAACAGGGCAGGUGGAAGAAUGCCGCUGAGCCCCGCCCCAGUGUGAGAGAGGCUUCUGGUAGUUCCCUGUUCUGGCUUGCAGUCAGCUGAGGAACAAAGAGAGCUGCCCUGUCCAUCCAAGCCAGUUCUGUCUGCUCUGACUGACAGCCUUCCACGGUCUCUGGUAAAGGCCCUUCCCCAUCGUCACCUGCGGCCUGAGUCUUCUCAGGAGAUGGCCAUACCUUUUGCAUGCAAAGCAUGGGCUCUGCCGCUGACCUAUGGCCUGUCUCCCCUGCCCCUUGCCUGCCUGCAGAAGUGUUCCGUGUAACCCAGCCUCUCCGCCCAAGCCUCCCUCCCUGCUGCUCCUCCUUUGGGGACAGGAUUGUUGUCUGUGCCUCGUUGGCUGCUCUGGAGCAGAGUGAAGACUCCUCCCUUACCCCCCCCCCGGUUCCUUUUGAAGGGAAACCUGUGAAGAGCCAUGUCUAGCCAUGACUUGCCUGAAUCUGCAGCACACGGAGAGACAGAAAGGGAAGCCAAGAGGCCUUCUGUAUGUCUGGCUACCACCUUUCUUCUGGGUUACGGACAAAAGAGCCGUCAUAUGAAUUUGCCUCCAUCCCACCUCUGACUUAAGAACUCUUUUAACCCCUUCUUGUUUGUUGCUUGAUCAUCUCUGUCUUGUGAUGGAUUUGACUGUGAUGGCAGUUGGGAUUCUUGCUCCGCUGCUGGGUCUCCCUGGAGAAAGUUGUUUAGGCCUUGGUUUUUCUAAACUAGAAGCGGCUUAUCUUUUCAAAGAUGCAGGUUGGUGGGGCUAGUUUUGGUGGAUCAGCUUGGCUUCUGAAGACCCUGCAGGUCAGUGGUGUCCAGAGUUCCAUUCUGAGCUUCGUGCAAUGUCUGUAAGGGGUCUGCUGUGCAUUGAACCUGUGGGGAGCUCAAGGGAGCCCUUAGCCUGUUGGAUGCUGUUUCCUUGCAACAGAUGAUGUAGAACCAGCUUCAGCUAAGGGGACUUGUAACUGUUGAUGUGGAAUUGACAGAAGCAUGGAUGUAGCCAAGUACUUGUAGCCUUGAACUCUGCAGGAUUUUGCCUUACUAAGACAUCCCUUACCUUUACAUUGCUGUGUCUUGCAGUAUCUCAGAAAAUGGAAGACAUUCCCAGUGUCAGUAUCUUCUUUUGAUCUUUCUUUUCAUUGUUGCAGCUUUCCCGGUUGUUGCAGGGUACUUGAGCCACAGGAGUGAGCGUAAUCCUGCUGUACUUCCUGUUAGGGUAUCAUGGAAGAUAUAUUCAUUUUUAUAGCAAGGUUACAAAAUGCACAGUGAAUGACUUUCAUUGGAUGGACGGACAGACACCACUAUGUGUUGCAAAGGCUUAACAUUCUUUGCAGGAAGUAGGAACAGACAGCGAUUGACAUAUUUUAUUUAUGUUGGGGCUGUUGGAGGCAAACGGAUGGGCCUGGAGGACCUGACUUCCUCCUGUCCUUGUAACUCUAUGCACUUGUCCUCUCUGACUUUGCUUGCCCAGUAUACAGUGCUAGCAAGGCACCGGUGCUGCUUCUUUCAACUUUGCUAGCCCAGGCGUGUUUGCUGCUUCUGCCUCUCUACUGAGAAUUGGUGCCUUAAUCCUGGUUAACUGAAGCCUCCCUGAGGCCCUGGGAUCUGGUCUUGAGAACCGUAGAGACCAAGACCAAGACAUUUUUCUGCCCUAAUGCAGCCCAGUCCCAAGUAUUUCAUCCCCAGGAUCGUCUGCAAUUUUGCAGAAGAUGUUUUGGGCAGAGCUUCAAAUUGCACAUGCCUGCUUCCUCACUAUCCUUAGAAACGUUGCUAUUCUUAAAUCUCCCCUAAAUAACAUAGCUGGUCUCAUCACCAUCCAUCUCUUCUGAGGCACUCCUGAGAGAACUCAAGGCUGCUUGGUUGAGAAUCACGCAAGGUUAGCCCUGCUGGUCUUGGUUUAAACAGAAAAUAAAAACUACUAAGGGAGUUUCAGUGGCUGCAAAUUAUGAUACGCUGCCCCCAGAAUCAGAGGCGGCUGCCUCUGAAUGUGAGUUGCUGGGGAAUCACAAGUGGGGAGAGUGCUGUGGCUGUUGCGCUCUGGCCCUGCUUGCGGGCUUCCCUUAGGGGCAUCUGACCACGUUGAGAACAGGAUGCUGGGCUAGACGAAUCUUCGCUCUGAUUUCAGCAGCUGGGCUUUUUUUGUGUUCUUAACUGUAAGAGUUUCAUGCUAGAAACCCAGAGUUUCUAUAGGCUAUGGUGUGCUCCUUCUGCUCUUAGCAUGGAACUAUGGGCUGCAACUUGGAGGGACCAGUUGAUGGGAAUGUAAAUGUAAAUGGACUGCCUUCAAGUCGAUUCCGACUUACGAGGACCCUACAAAUAGGGAUUUCAUGAGGCUGAGAGGCAGCGACUGGCCCAAGGUCACCCAGUGAGCUUCAUGGCUACGUGAGGAUUCAAACCCUGGUCUCCCAGGUUGUAGUCCAACACCUUAACCACUAUCUUCUACAGGAUAAUUGCUUUCACUAUGAAGUAUACAUCAGAAAAUUUGAGGUUCAUAAUCAGAAGUGCUUCUAGCAUUACUAAUGAGAAGGAAUCACUGUUGCUGUCUAGGCAGAAGAGUAAGGUUUGCAAAAGUUUAACUCUUGUCAGUCAGACUGGUGGUUCUUGUAUAUAAAAGCAAAGGGAAAUAUUUCCAGGGUUUUAUUUGCUGAAUUUUCUGACGUUUAUUUCAUACCAUAGAUAGCUGUCUCUUGGAUGACUGGGACCUUCUGCAUGCAAAGCCCCCUGCUACAUCCCGCAGUAUUUGCUCCUUCUCUAUAAAAUACUCUGGUACUCUAGUGUUAAGGAAGCAUCCGCAGACACCCGGUCACUGAGUUUGUCCUCCCCAUGGAUAUUUAUUUUAUUUAUUUAACAAAAAGUAUAUACUGUUUAAUCGAACCUCAGAGUGGUUUACAAUAAAACAUUAUCAGUAAAAAGACAGUUAAAAACAGGUAUUUAAAAACAUUCAAAAAUUAAUUAAGAUAACAAUAAGCUAAUAGCAGAUUAAACACGUGGACUUUCUGCAUGUCUGAAUAGGUUUGCCUAAACUAAAGUGUUUUAAGCAUGCACCAGAAAGAGUACAGCAAAGGCACCUACUUGAUAGCAAUAGGCAGGGAGUUCCAAAGUGUAGGUGCUGCCCAGAGCUUGGAAAAGUUACUUUUUUGAACUACAACUCCCAUCAGCCCAAUCCAGUGGCCAUGCUGGCUGGGGCUGAGGGGAGUUGUAGUUCAAAAAAGUAACUUUUCCAAGCUCUGGACUGCUGCCACACUAAAAGAUUGAUUUCUUACAGCUACAGAAUGAGUAUUGUGGCACCUGCAACAAUGCCAGUUAUGUAGAUUAAAGCGGUUGAGUGGGCACAUAAAAGGAGGUGGUCCCGCAAGUAAACUCGUCCCAAGCUGUUAAGGGCUUUAUUAUAUUAAUACCUUGAACUUGGCCUGGUAGCAAAUUGGCAACCAGUGCAGAUCUCUGAGCAAAAGUAUGAUAUGCUGAAAGGAUUUCACUCCUGUCAGCAACCGUUCUGCAGCAUUCUGCACUAACUGCAGUUUCCAGAUCCAGCACAAGGGAACCUCCAGACAGAGUACAUUGCAGUUGAAUCUUGAUGACAUCAACGCCUGAACUACUGUAGUCAGGCGUUCCUGGUCCAGGAAUGGCCAUAGCUGCUGUACCUGCUCCUUCAAGGGGAGUGAAACCCCACUUAGGGCAGGUGAUCCACCAAUUUCUUUGACACGGGAACCACUCACCCACAGUGCCUCCAGCUUGCCAGGAUUCAACCCAGCUUAUUUUCCCUCAUCCAUCCCGCCAUUGCAUUCAGGCACCAGCUCAACAUCUGAAUCAAGACAGAUGUUUUGGAGAAAUGGAGCCGGGUGUCAUCAGCAUACUGACUGCAUCUUGCCCCAAAUCUCCUAUUGACCGCUCCCAGCAGUUUCGUAUAGAUACUGAAUAGCACUGGGGAUAAAACAGUGCCCUGCAGCACCCCAUAGAGUGACUCUCAGUGGGGGCAAAACGCACUCUUUCGUGCUAUUCUCUGGACUUGGGACUGCAGGUAGAAUUGGACAGCUGUAACACAGUGCUCCCAAUUCCCAUUCCACAGAGCUGGUCCAGAAGGAUACCAUGGCCAGUAGUACUGACAGCCACUGAGAGAUCAACACGGCGGGAGCAAGGUCACACUCCCCUUGUCUCCCUCUCUGUAAAGGCCGUCCGUCAGGGUGACUCAUGCCAUGGCCAGGACUGGACCUUGGAUAUGUGCGAAUCAUAAUUUGCAGGUUGCCAGGCGCGGCGGUGGUUCAAACUACUGGCACCACUGGUUCUAAGUUAGGGGUGUGCGCUUAUUGUUGCGCAUCUUGGACAUAGUCUGCAGUCCAGGCAACAGAGUUGUCAGAUCUUAUAUGGAAGGGUGGCGCAGAAGUCUGAGAGCUGUUCUAUAAACCCAUCAGUGCCUUCUUUGGCCUGCUUCUGCCUCUGAGAGAGACCAGGCAGAUCUAGUCUGAGGACCAUGGUCUGUGGCCUUUCUCAGCCAGAACCACGAUUGCCUUGGGCAGGAUUUUUCACCUUAUGUGCCUCUGUACCCUCAUGUGCAAAACUGGGUAUAUCCUGGCCUACCUCUUACGGUGUAUUUAUAUGGGAGGAACAGGAACAGGGAGUGGCUUUGCGUAGGAUUACUAUGCAGCUCCUAAAUGAAGCCAAGAACCCAUGAGCAAACAGGUGGUUCUUUUUUUGCUGAAUUGCCAUCCUAUUAACUGCCUUUUGGGAGGGAGAAAAGUAGGUGUUGGAAGAUAUAUUUUUAAUGGUUUACAAUGUACAAGAUUGAUAGAGGAUAUGUGUGCCAGAGCUGGCUCUAAAACUGUUGUAAAUAAAAUGUCUG